Cuscuta epithymum is the source of this 849-nucleotide messenger RNA. NCBI's taxonomy places the organism in Eukaryota, Viridiplantae, Streptophyta, Magnoliopsida, Solanales, Convolvulaceae. The record is from the annotation of a GenBank genome assembly.
AGCUGAGACUCAGGGUCGUUUGUGUCAAUUUACCUUCUUUAGAGAACUCGAUCUUCUUCCCCUUUGCCAAAAUAACUGGAUCUUAUGUGCAACAGCCGUUGUUCCAUUCCUAUCUUUAACCCUUCCUCAUAAAAUUUUGAUGCUUCCUCAACGCAUAAGAGAACAAAAGCUCUCUCUAUUGUUAAAGCAGACCAAAUCUCUCUCAAAUCCUCUGCACGAGUCACGCACUAUAAUUAUACAAGUCUAUGUUUACAACUCAAAGGCACCCAGUAAUUGUUGACUGCUUGCAUAUUUCCCCAAAUUCACAGUACUACCAACUCCAACUACACCUAUGGCUGCCUCUAAGAGAUCAAAAAUGUGGUCUCUCAUAAGUGAGAUUGACCACACCAAAACCAGUUGGGCCUUAAGAGUUCGGGGGGUUCGGGUAUACAAAGUUGCAGCUCAUGCAAGGGGAGGCAACACUCUGGAAAUGGUGCUGCAUGAUGAGGAGGGUACUCGGAUUCACGCUGUGGUGAAACGCCCUCAGGUCGCUUUGUUUAGGCCUCAAGUUAUGGAAGACAAUGUUGAUGCCAUGAAAAAUUUCAUGGUGGUGGACAAUUACCAGCCGUACAAGACCACCUCUCACCGCGGUUUAAAAAGAAAUGUUGUUUCAAAUCACUAUUACAAUAGAUAUUAAACUAAAUAAUUAAAUAAAUAUUAAAAGAAUGUACACAUUUUGGUAUACACAGCAUGACUGCAAAGAUUAGCUUCAAAAAACAAUAACUAUUCCUAUAGAUAUAUACAUGUAUAUCUAUAUGGAUGAUAAGUAUGUUUAAAGACCAAGUGUUCAUAUAGGAAUUAGUAUGGCAG